AAUCGGAGUGGCUAGGUUCUGUGUAAGGGCCCAUCUGUUGAAGGGGGCAGGGAAACAAUUGAUGGUGCUAAUUUGAAAAUACUUUUAUUUUUAUACUUUUUACCCCCUAGUCUGCACUUAGAGUCUCAUGUCUAAUAUUUAGACAUGAAGAGCUUUGUGCAAAUAUCCUCUUUGCUCUCCCUCCUUGCAGUGACUUACCCUCUCUUUAUUUUGGCACAACAACAAGAAGUUAUACAAGGAGCAUGUACAUAUCUUGGACAAGUUUAUGCUGACAGGGACGUUUGGAAACCAGAACCUUGCCAAAUCUGCGUCUGCGACACUGGAGCCGUGCUGUGCGAUGAGAUCAUCUGCGAUGACGUGACUGAUUUAAAUUGUGAAAACCCAGAGAUCCCAUUUGGAGAAUGUUGCCCCGUCUGUCCAUCACAACCAAGUCCUUCACCAGGGCAAAAUGGUCAAGGACAAAAAGGGGAUCGUGGACCCAAAGGUGACCCUGGUUCUCCUGGCAUCCCUGGCAGAAAUGGUGAGAACGGCAGUCCCGGUUUCCCAGGAUCCCCGGGUACUCCUGGGCCCCCCGGAAUUUGUGAGUCCUGUGGGUCGGCAGCCGGUGGUGGAGAUAUAAACUUUCGUCCUCAGUAUGAUUCCAAAUCUGGAUAUGAUACUAAGUCAGCUGGCCAAGGUGGCCAAAGUAUAAUGGGACUACCAGGACCUCCUGGUCCCCAAGGACCUGCUGGAGCCGCUGGCCACCCAGGAAGUCAAGGUUACCAAGGCUCCCCUGGUGAGCCCGGACAGGCCGGAUCUCCUGGACCUGCAGGCCCACCAGGACCGCUAGGCCCUGCCGGUCACCCCGGAAAAGACGGAGACCCUGGCCGCGCUGGCAGACCCGGUGAGCGAGGGCUGAUUGGUCCCCCUGGCAACAGAGGACCACCGGGAAUGUCCGGCUUUCCUGGUAUGAAGGGCCACAGAGGCUUUGACGGAAAGGAUGGUUCAAAGGGAGAUUCCGGAGCUCCUGGCCUCAAGGGAGAAUCUGGCGCUCCUGGUGACAACGGAUUACCUGGUGCACCGGGCCCAAGAGGACCAUCUGGUGAAAGAGGCCGCAACGGAAGUCCUGGCAGUAAUGGUGCCCGCGGGAAUGACGGCGCUCCCGGUCCUUCUGGCCAAGCUGGUCCUCCAGGUUCCCCGGGUAGUGCAGGAUUCCCUGGUGGUCCAGGCCCCAAGGGUGAUGCUGGAUCUCCUGGUUCCCGUGGCUCUGAUGGCGCCCCAGGCUCUAGAGGCGAAAUAGGACCUCAAGGUCCAGCAGGUUUAACUGGCCCUGCUGGUGCUCCUGGCAGAGAUGGAAAUCCAGGUGGCAAGGGAGAAAUUGGUCCUUCUGGUAUCUCUGGUGCUCCUGGUCUUAGUGGUGCUCGAGGUCUUCCUGGUCCACCAGGUACCAAUGGCGCUCCUGGCUUACGAGGUGGUCCGGGUGAACCUGGCAAAGACGGUUCAAAAGGAGAGGCUGGCCAAAGGGGAGAGCGCGGAGAAGCUGGAUCUCCAGGUGCACCAGGACCUGCAGGAGAAGAAGGCAAGAGGGGAACCAAUGGUGAACCAGGUACUAACGGUCUACCUGGAACCGCAGGAGAAAGAGGUACUCCAGGUUUCCGUGGUCCACCAGGUAGUAAUGGAGGCCCGGGUGAAAAAGGGCCUGCUGGAGAACGUGGGCUUCCUGGCAGUCCUGGACCAAGAGGAAUAGGUGGGGAAUCAGGAAGAGAUGGAAGUCCUGGUCUACCUGGAAUGAGGGGUUCUACAGGAAGUCCAGGUAGUCCUGGAUCUGAUGGCAAACCAGGACCUCAAGGUCCUUCUGGAGAAUCUGGAAGAUCUGGCAACCCUGGUCCAUCAGGUCCAAGAGGCCAACCUGGAGUCAUGGGUUUCCCUGGUCCUAAGGGUUCUGAGGGUCAACCUGGUAAGAAUGGAGAAAAGGGUGGUCCCGGAUCCCCUGGAUCACAGGGUCUUCCUGGAAAGAGUGGAGAACAAGGUCCACCAGGUCUCGGUGGAGCUGCAGGUCCUCCAGGAGAACGAGGGGAACCAGGAGCAUCAGGUCCACCUGGUUUCCAGGGCUUGCCUGGAACCGCUGGACCCCCUGGGGAGAAUGGAAAGCCUGGUGAAGCUGGUCCAAAAGGAGAAAUUGGUGCUCCAGGGAACACAGGUAACAAGGGUGAAAAUGGCAUACCUGGUGAAAGAGGAGCACAAGGUGGUCCUGGAACUCCCGGAACUAGAGGUCCUGCCGGGCCUCCAGGUCCAGAUGGCUCAAAGGGACCUGCUGGCCCACCUGGUCAAUCGGGAGGGAUGGGACCUCCUGGUCUACAAGGAAUGCCAGGAGAACGAGGAGGUUUUGGAAAUCCUGGGCCAAAAGGUGAUAAGGGUGAACCUGGAGGCAAAGGUGGGGAUGGAACUCCUGGAAAUGAUGGGAUGAGGGGUCCCUCUGGCCCUAUUGGUCCCCCUGGUCCGGCUGGUCCAACCGGAGAGAAGGGUGAUGGUGGUCCAGCCGGGCCUCCUGGUUCUGUUGGCACUCGUGGUGGUCCUGGAGAACGUGGCGAGGUUGGUCCCCCCGGUCCUGCUGGCUUCCCUGGCGCACCUGGUCAAAAUGGAGAACCCGGCGGUAAAGGAGAGAGAGGUGGUAACGGAGAAAGGGGAGAGCCCGGGCCUCCAGGUCUCGCCGGUCCUUCAGGUGGUCCCGGUCCUGCUGGCAACCCCGGUCCUCAAGGUUCAAAAGGAGAUCGCGGUUCUCCAGGUGCAAUUGGUGGAGCUGGAUUCCCAGGAGCUCGUGGUUUACCCGGUCCUCCAGGAUCCAGUGGGAAUUCAGGCGCCGCAGGUCCUCCCGGUCCCGCAGGAAAAGUUGGUCCUCCUGGUCCAUCUGGCAGUGCUGGUGCUCCUGGUAAUGUUGGUUCUGCAGGACCAAAGGGUGAACCUGGUCUUCCAGGUCCAGGCGGCCUGCCCGGCAGUCGUGGAGAACCGGGUACUCCAGGUCCUAGUGGUCUUAGUGGAACUCCCGGCUCUCGUGGUAUCGUAGGUUUGCCUGGCAUGCAAGGUCCUUCAGGGGCCAGAGGCCCUCCUGGAACACCGGGUACAUCUGGUGAAAAGGGAGAGAAAGGGCCUUCCGGUGAACGCGGUCAACCAGGUACACCGGGUCGCGACGGCUCUAAUGGUGUAUCCGGAGAGAGUGGGCGAGAUGGAAAUCCUGGCACCGAUGGUCAGCCUGGACGCGACGGAUCCCCCGGACCUAAGGGCGAUCGCGGAGAAAACGGAAACGCUGGAAAUCCUGGUCCUCAAGGUCACCCCGGUGCUCCAGGCACCGCCGGAGCUGCUGGCAAAUCAGGGGAUAGAGGAGAGACUGGUCCUUCUGGUCCUGCCGGUCCUUCUGGUCCUGCUGGUGCACGUGGUGCUCCUGGUGUCCAAGGCGCACGUGGUGACAAGGGUGAAGCCGGUGAACGCGGUACCAAUGGAAUUAAAGGCCAUCGCGGAUUUCCUGGAAACCCCGGUUUGCCUGGUCCUCCUGGUUCUUCUGGAGAGCAAGGUACUGCUGGAUCUCCUGGUCCUCAAGGUCCUAGGGGUCCAUCAGGCAGCAAUGGUUUACCCGGUAAAGAUGGAACUAGCGGAUACCCAGGACCACUUGGACCCCCAGGUCCCCGUGGCACCAGAGGAGAAACUGGUCCAGAGGGCUCAAAUGGGCAACCUGGACCUCCAGGACAACCAGGUCCCCCUGGUCCACCCGGUUCUUGUUGUGAAGAAGGUGCUCGUGGACAACUUGGUAUGGGUGAGAAAGGACCGGCAAUGCCCUAUUAUGGUGACCAAGCAUCCGAUACCACUAGUACUGCUGAGAUUAUGACUUCCCUGAAAUCAAUCAAUAGCCAGAUAGAAAACAUUAUCAGCCCGGACGGCUCAAGAAAGAACCCAGCGCGUAACUGCCGGGACCUCAAGUUUUGCCGGCCAGAGUUGAAGAGCGGAGAAUAUUGGAUCGAUCCAAACCAAGGUUGCAGAAUGGAUGCCAUUAGAGUGUUCUGCAACAUGGAGACUGGAGAAACGUGUAUAAAUGCCAACCCCAGCAUUGUCCCACAAAGGAAAUGGUACAGCAGCGAGCGAAGUGAUAAGAAACACGUUUGGUUUGGCGAUUCCAUGAGUGGUGGCUUCCAGUUCAGCUACGGAGAUCCAGAGCUCCCAGAAGAUGUUACUGAUGUGCAGAUGGCGUUCCUCAGAAUCCUGUCCAGCAGAGGCUAUCAGAACAUCACCUACCACUGCAAAAACAGCAUCGCCUACAUGGAUGGGGAGAAUGGAAAUGUGAAGAAGGCUCUAAAAUUGAUGAGCUCCACCGAAAGUGAGCUCAAGGCCGAAGGAAAUAGCAAAUUUGCAUACACAGUUUUGGAAGAUGGUUGCACAAAGCACACAGGAGAAUGGGGUCGGACAGUAUUUGAGUACAGAACGCGCAAGACGAUGAGGUUGCCUAUUGUCGAUAUCGCACCUAUGGAUGUUGGUGGACCAGACCAAGAAUUUGGUGUUGAAGUGGGACCUGUAUGCUUUUUGUAAAUUUAGGAUAUUGCUUAAUUUUAAACCACGGCAAAUGAUCUGCACUCCAUUUCUCUCCCCAUUGUAAUUUUGUCAGCAAAAUAAACUGUGUGCCAGUAAUUUAUUUUCCAAACAACGUGGAAAAGAAAAAGGGGGGGAUCAUUGGAUGGAGAGGGCUAUAUUUUUUGCAAUAACACAAAACUAAAUGCUUUUGCUCUAUUUUUUGUACAAAUUUUUUUGUAUUUUCAGAACAUCCGAAUGGUGCUAUAACGAAUAAAAAAAAAAAAGUAGAAAUUGAAUAUUGGAAACACUGUGUAAUGUAUCUCCUACAUUUUUGGCCAAUUUCCAAAGCACUGAUCUUCUGUCCGUUAAAUUCCACCCAUCAUUCUAACCAAGAUGAAGUUCCCACAUACAGAAAGAACUUCCAUGUCUAAACUACCUCAUCAUGGCGGAAUAUGGGGAGAGUUUGAUGAGGCAGUAGAGGAUGGCAAGUCAACUCUGUACAGCUAAUAUUUGGCUUCUAAUGUAAAUUUGCCAAUCACGGAUGGUAUUUUGUAUAGAAUGUAUUGUCAAUAAUUGAUCAAUCAAAGACAUUUAAUGUUGCUAGGUGCUUUCUAUACUUUCCUGUCAUUGCUGGCCAAGACCACUAAAAUAGAAGAGUAGAUUACUGAUCGGACAUCAUGGUGCUAAAUGCUAAUAUGUUUCCACUCUAAUACUAUGUGUCAAAGUAAUACUGAUGAGUAUGAACGAAAGGGAAUAAAAUAAAAAAAAGUUUCACAACCAAAGAAAAA
Pseudophryne corroboree (corroboree frog) is the source of this 5324-nucleotide messenger RNA. RefSeq names its product collagen type III alpha 1 chain (gene COL3A1). Gene Ontology annotation, biological process: extracellular matrix organization. The transcript has 50 exons. The record is from RefSeq and is a predicted model, not a curated record. The coding region runs from base 145 to 4554 and encodes 1469 amino acids. Gene Ontology annotation, molecular function: extracellular matrix structural constituent conferring tensile strength; protein binding. NCBI's taxonomy places the organism in Eukaryota, Metazoa, Chordata, Amphibia, Anura, Myobatrachidae.